UAUCGUUCUAUAUAUCGUGCGACCCACACACAACGUGCGGAUGCACAUAUUUUCUCUCGCUCUCUUUCUCUUUCUUUCACAGACAUGAGCGAGUUCGUGAUCGUGUCUCGCCUCGUCGUCCAAGCCUUUUCGGCUUUCGUGGGAGCAUGAUUUGUGAUUAAUUUUAAAGUACUAUAUCGACCGACCGAUAAUUGAUUGAAAUCGAUUCAGUGCCAGCUGGAGCUAAAAAAAAGCUCGCUCGAAAAAAAAAGUAGAGAAGAAAACAUACUGUAUAGUGAGUGAGUAAUCGCUUGCGCGUGAGUGCGGGCGAUAAUCUUAGAUGGAUGUCGCUGAAUCGGCCCCGGUAUCCAGCGGCUACCGCCGUAGUGGCCAAACUGCUGCUCUUGCCACUGCCAUUGUUGCUGCUCAUCGACAUAUCCUAUUGCGCUACCGGUGUCGCAGGACGUCAAAGAAGUUUUCAAUACACUGGAAACAUACCUAAACAUCAUGUGGCUCAUGAAGUACUUCCAGGAGACGAGCAAGAUUCGUCGCUGCCCAUACUGGCCGAGCCGAUACAGAACGUCACGAUGAGCGUCGGCAGGGACGCGCUGUUGGCCUGCGUCGUUGACAAUCUGCGCAAUUACAAGGUGGCCUGGGUGCGAGUCGACACGCAAACGAUCCUCUCGAUACACCACAACGUGAUCACGCAGAACUCGCGCAUAUCCCUGUCGUACACGGACCACCGCACCUGGUACCUGCACAUCAAGAACGUGCAGGAGGUCGAUCGUGGCUGGUACAUGUGCCAGGUCAAUACCGAUCCCAUGAGGAGUCGCCAGGGAUACCUGCAGGUCGUCGUUCCACCGUCUUUCGUAACGAAGGAAACAAGCACGGACAUGGUAGUGCGCGAGGCCUCCAAUGUGACCCUCACCUGCAAAGCGACUGGAUACCCGGAGCCCUACGUCAUGUGGCAGCGCGAGGACGGAAAAAACAUUCACUACAACGGCGAGAGCGUUAACGCAGUUAAUGGCGAAGUGCUACACAUUACGAAAAUUAGUCGACUACACAUGGGAGCUUAUUUGUGCAUAGCUGCCAAUGGCGUGCCACCAAAAGUCAGCACCAGAGUAAUUUUGAAAGUACAGUUUCCACCAAUGUUAUCAAUACCAAAUCAAUUGGAAGGAGCUUACAUUGGACAGGACGUAGUGCUUGAAUGUCACAGUGAAGCUUAUCCCGACUCAAUAAAUUAUUGGACUACUGAACACGGUGACAUGAUAGUCUCUGGAAAUUAUCGUGCGGUUGUAGGCGAUAAAUAUGAAGCGGUGUGCACCAAAAAUGGAUAUAAUCAGUAUAUGAAAUUGAAAAUUCGUAAUGUUGGUCCAAAGGAUUUCGGCACGUACAAAUGCGUGGCACAAAAUUCUCUUGGUGGUACAGAUGGAGUCAUUAAGCUGGAUGAAAUACCAGCUCCAUCGACAACGACAGUAAAUCCAAAUCAUGGAAACGCCAGAAAGGGCGGUAAAAACGGCAAUCGGAAGCACAAUCGACCGAAUGAUUACGAAGUCGAGGAGUGGCGCAACCCAGACUACAAACGUGAGCACGGUCUAACGGACGACGACGAGGAAAACGACGAGGAUGACUCCGAGCAGCCAUCGUCAGGUGCUCUGAGCAUAGCGGCGAGCUCGUCGGGACCCGAACUGCUGGGCUCACUAUUGUUGCUGCUGCUGUUGCGUCUGAUCGAGCCAAGUGUCUACUGCAGAUGAUGAUGAGCAGCGAUUGUUGAGUUGUUAUUCCGUCGAGGCCAAAAUUGCAUCAUUCUCCGAGCGGUGAGACACUCAGUGUAUAAAAAAAAUUAAUAAAUGUGUGCGUGAAAGUGAGGAGCGCGUUAAAUUUAUUUUCAUACCCAGGGUGCGAGAGAGUAUAUAGUGUAUCAAACGCAGACAGUAUUUAUAUAACAAUAGUUACGUUGAAAAAUAUUUAAUGCUCUCGUAAUAUGUGAUAACGACACAAAAAAAUGCUAAAUGAAUGAAAUAUAAUUAAGGUAAACGAAUAACGUGUACGAACAUGAUUAUUUCAUCGACGGUAAAAAUAUUAUGAAUGAAAUUAAUAUAUGAACAUAUAGAGAUGCUUUAACGUUGUUUUCGUGUGAUGGUUAUACGUUCAUAUAUAAUUAAGCGGAUGAAUGUGAAAUGUAUUUUGUAGGCCAACUUUUAUUGAAAACCAAAUAUAAAUAUAUAUUACGAUAACGAUAUAUAUAACUGGAAAACCUUGAUGGUAAGACGGUAGUCGAUGUACAAUACAUUAAAGUUAGCUUGGAAUUUACAUUGCUCGAUCGGCGAAAUAUGUUAAUUUCGUUAAUUUUACUCGUGUGUUGAGGAGUGAUCGUAAUUUGUUGAAUUUAGAAUGAACAAUCGCACGUGAAUAUGUUAUGUAAGUUUAUAAAUACCAUUAUUUCCGUUCGUUCUACUCGCGCAAGUAAAUUAUUUAGCAGUAACAUGCCACAAGAAGAUUUUUGGUGCAACAAAAGUUAUUUUCAUUCAUUUUAAGAACUUGAUAAACCGUUAUUAAUAUGAUUCAUUAUAAUUUUUACAUUUUCGUUACAUACAAACGCACAAACUUUCCAUUUUACGAAAAUAUAUGGUUCUAAAAUAUUACAAUACUUGACUUUGGUGAAAUCCAACUACAUUAUGAGAAAACUAAUUAAUAUGAUUUUAUUUUACUUAUGCGGUGGAAAAUAAAUAAACGUAGAUUGGAAUAAUUUCGAUGUAGCUAAUGACUAAAUGAUAGAGACACUGGAUGUAUUCAUUGUUGGAUGUGCCGAAAAGAAAUAUUGAUCGUUCUCAAAACAAUAACC
Molecule: messenger RNA, 2824 nt
Organism: Trichogramma pretiosum
Lineage: Eukaryota; Metazoa; Arthropoda; Insecta; Hymenoptera; Trichogrammatidae
Product: lachesin-like
Exons: 11
Coding region: 324-1733 (469 amino acids)
Cellular component (GO): neuron projection
Source: RefSeq, a predicted model, not a curated record